AAUCGUAAGUGCCGUUCCUCAGGGAGACGGGGCGGGGCGAGCGGCGUGGAGGAAGACGGGGAAGUUCGCGCAUGCGCUGAACGCUGACGGGUUUGAAAUGGCUUCGGUGUUAACCGGGAUCAGAUUCAGACCGCUGCUGUAGAAGACAAACAAGGGAAGGUGUUUUCCCCCUUUGCAUCAUGGCUCAGUUUGGAGGACAGAAGAAUCCGCCAUGGGCUACUCAGUUUACAGCCACUGCAGUAUCACAGCCAGCUGCACUGGGUGUUCAGCAGCCAUCCCUUCUUGGAGCAUCUCCUACUCUUUACACACAGCAAACUGCAUUGGCAGCAGCAGGCCUUACUACACAGACGCCAGCAAACUAUCCGUUAACACAAACAGCGGCUUUGCAGCAGCAGGCCGCAGCUGCAGCAGCUGCAUUGCAACAGCAAUAUUCACAACCUCAGCAGGCCUUGUAUAGUGUGCAGCAACAGUUACAGCAACCCCAGCAGACCCUUUUAACACAGCCAGCUGUUGCACUCCCUACAAGUCUUAGUCUGUCUACUCCACAGCCUGCAGCACAGAUAACUGUAUCCUAUCCAACACCAAGAUCCAGUCAGCAACAGACCCAACCUCAGAAACAACGCGUUUUCACAGGAGUUGUUACAAAGCUACAUGAUACCUUCGGAUUUGUGGAUGAAGAUGUAUUCUUUCAGCUUAGUGCCGUCAAAGGGAAAACUCCCCAAGUGGGUGAUCGAGUAUUAGUUGAAGCUACUUACAAUCCCAAUAUGCCUUUUAAAUGGAAUGCUCAAAGAAUUCAAACACUACCAAAUCAGAAUCAGUCCCAAACUCAACCUUUACUGAAGACUCCUCCAGCUGUACUUCAGCCAAUUACACCACAGACAACAUUUGGUGUUCAGGCUCAGCCACAGCCUCAGUCCCUGCUGCAGGCACAGAUUUCAGCAGCUUCUCUUACACCGCUGCUGCAGACGCAGCCACAGCCCUUACUCCAGCAGCCGCAGCAGAAAGCUGGUUUAUUGCAGCCUCCUGUUCGUAUAGUUUCUCAGCCACAGCCAGCACGAAGGUUAGAUCCACCAUCUAGAUUUUCAGGAAGGAAUGACAGAGGGGAUCAAGUGCCUAACAGGAAAGAUGAUCGAAGUCGUGAACGAGAAAGAGAAAGACGUAGAUCCAGAGAAAGAUCUCCUCAGAGGAAGCGAUCCCGGGAGAGAUCACCCAGGAGAGAGAGAGAAAGAUCACCUCGGAGAGUUCGCCGUGUUGUUCCACGUUAUACUGUGCAGUUUUCCAAGUUUUCUUUAGAUUGCCGUAGUUGUGACAUGAUGGAACUAAGGCGCCGUUAUCAGAAUUUAUACAUACCUAGUGACUUUUUUGAUGCUCAGUUUACAUGGGUGGAUGCUUUCCCUUUGUCAAGACCAUUUCAGCUGGGAAAUUACUGCAAUUUCUAUGUAAUGCACAGAGAAGUAGAAUCCUUAGAAAAAAACAUGGCUGUUCUUGAUCCUCCAGAUGCUGACCACUUAUAUAGUGCAAAGGUAAUGCUGAUGGCUAGCCCUAGCAUGGAAGAUUUGUAUCAUAAAUCAUGUGCUCUUGCUGAAGACCCACAAGAACUUCGGGAUGGAUUUCAACAUCCUGCUAGACUUGUUAAGUUUUUAGUGGGCAUGAAAGGCAAGGAUGAAGCCAUGGCCAUUGGAGGCCACUGGUCUCCUUCGCUGGAUGGACCAGACCCAGAAAAGGAUCCUUCUGUGUUGAUUAAGACUGCUAUUCGUUGUUGUAAGGCUCUGACAGGCAUUGAUCUAAGUGUUUGCACACAAUGGUACCGUUUUGCAGAGAUUCGCUACCAUCGCCCUGAGGAGACCCACAAGGGGCGUACAGUUCCAGCUCAUGUGGAGACAGUGGUUUUAUUUUUCCCGGAUGUUUGGCAUUGCCUUCCCACCCGCUCAGAGUGGGAAACCCUCUCCCGAGGAUACAAGCAGCAGCUGGUGGAGAAGCUUCAGGGUGAACGCAAGGAGGCUGAUGGAGAACAGGAUGAAGAAGAGAAGGAUGAUGGUGAAGCUAAAGAGAUUUCCACACCUACUCAUUGGUCUAAGCUGGAUCCAAAGACAAUGAAGGUAAAUGAUCUCCGAAAAGAGUUAGAAAGUCGAGCUCUUAGUUCCAAAGGAUUAAAAUCCCAGUUAAUAGCUCGGUUGACAAAACAACUUAAAGUAGAAGAACAAAAAGAAGAACAGAAGGAAUUAGAGAGAUCUGAGAAAGAAGAGGAAGAGGAGGAUGAUAGGAAGUCUGAAGAUGAUAAAGAGGAAGAAGAGAGGAAACGCCAAGAGGAGAUGGAACGCCAGCGUCGGGAAAGAAGAUACAUUUUGCCUGAUGAACCAGCCAUCGUUGUACAUCCAAAUUGGGCAGCAAAGAGUGGCAAGUUUGAUUGUAGCAUCAUGUCUUUAAGUGUCCUUUUGGAUUACAGAUUAGAGGAUAAUAAAGAACAUUCAUUUGAGGUUUCAUUGUUUGCAGAACUUUUCAAUGAAAUGCUUCAAAGAGAUUUUGGUGUGAGAAUAUACAAAUCAUUAUUAUCUCUGCCUGAGAAAGAGGACAAAAAAGAAAAGGAUAAGAAAACCAAAAAAGAUGAGAGAAAGGAUAAGAAAGAAGAAAAAGAUGAUGAAACUGAUGAACCAAAACCCAAACGAAGAAAAUCAGGAGAUGAUAAGGAUAAAAAAGAAGAUAAAGAUGAAAGGAAGAAAGAAGAUAAAAGAAAAGAUGAUUCUAAAGAUGAUGAUGAAACUGAAGAAGAUAAUAAUCAGGAUGAGUAUGACCCAAUGGAAGCAGAAGAAGCUGAGGAUGAGGAGGAUGAUCGGGAUGAGGAAGAAAUGAACAAACGGGAUGACAAACGAGAUAUCAAUAGGUAUUGCAAAGAGAAGCCCUCUAAAGAUAAGGAAAAAGAAAAGACUCAGAUGAUCACAAUUAACAGGGACCUCCUAAUGGCCUUUGUUUAUUUUGAUCAAAGUCAUUGUGGAUACCUUCUUGAAAAGGAUUUGGAAGAAAUACUCUAUACUCUUGGACUGCAUCUUUCUCGAGCUCAGGUAAAGAAACUUCUUAAUAAAGUAGUACUCCGUGAAUCUUGCUUUUAUCGGAAAUUAACAGAUACAUCAAAAGAUGAAGAAAAUCAUGAAGAGUCUGAGUCUUUGCAGGAGGAUAUGCUAGGCAACAGGUUAUUACUUCCAACACCAACAGUAAAACAAGAAUUAAAGGAUAUAGAAGAAAAUGUAGGACUUAUUGUGUAUAAUGGUGCCAUGGUAGAUGUGGGAAGUCUCUUGCAAAAAUUGGAAAAGAGUGAAAAAGUGAGAGCUGAAGUAGAACAGAAGCUACAGUUACUAGAAGAGAAAACAGAUGAAGAUGAAAAAACAAUAUUAAAUUUGGAAAUUUCUAAUAAAAGCCUCUCUAGUGAACUCAGAGAAGUUAAAAAGGACCUUAGUCAGUCACAAGAAAACUUAAAGGUUUCAGAAAACAUGAAUUUGCAGUUUGAAAACCAACUGAAUAAGACAAUCAGAAACUUAUCUACAGUCAUGGAUGAAAUCCACACUGUUCUCAAGAAGGACAAUAUAAAGAAUGAAGACAAAGAUCAAAAAUCCAAGGAGAAUGGUGCAAGUGUAUGAUAAAAUUCUUAUAGUGAUGAGGCGUGCUGUUAAAUAAUGUAAUAUAUAAAAAUCAUGAUACAAGAAUGUUUGGUGGAGAUGCAUGUUUGAUUUUAGUAUAAAUGCUAGUUCAAAUGAUGUAUAAAGUUUUAUGAAUGUGCGUCUGCUUUUGAAAAUUGCUUGUAAUUUCUAGUGUUCAAAUUUAUUAAAUUUGAGUGAACUAUUUCACUCUUUGAGUGAAAUAACUUUGCAUUGCAAAAUGUUUUAGGAUGAACUUUGUUAUAGUUUUAACCUCAAUAAAGUUCAUCAGUUUAAUUGACAGUAUUUAAUUAUCAAAUGUCUUUUAUUAGAAUACCUAGAAAGUUUUGAUUUUAUUUAUAGAAUUAUUAACUUUAUUGUGUAGUCCAUUUUUAAAUUUUGAGCAUAAAUCAUAAAAUAGUAUGCUGCUUUAUGUUUCGCAAAUUUUUUGAGUCAGUGUUUUUUUGUCACCAAAAAAUUCCCUCUUAAUUAUCAGUAUCUAAAAGCAUUUAUUAAAAACUCAGUUCAGGGGCUAGGGAUUUAGCUCAGGCAGUCGUGAGUUCGAUCCCCGGUACCAAUAAAAAGGAAAAAGCCAAAAAAAAAAAAAAAUUUAGUUCAAGAGCUAGGCAUAGUGGUGCACGCCUGUAAUCCCAGUUGUGCACUUGGGAGGCUGAGGCAGGGGGAUCUCUGCAAAUUUGAGGCCAGCUUAAACUACGUAGUGAGACCCCAUUUCAAAAAAAAAGUUCAGUUCAUGUAAAAGAUAGUAUAUCAAAAACUAAAAGCAAUAAACAAGUAGAAUUAUUAUGUUUGUUAGGCUUUACAUUAAAUUAAUAUCAUGCUUUCAUUUAAUCAUUCUACUUUCCCAAAAUGGUAUCUAUAUUUUAAUUUUGAAUGUCUUUUUUUUAAGUGCAGUGUAUGUCAGAUGUACAGUUUAUGCCAGUAGAUGUCAGUAUGAUCCCUUAAGUAUUCUUUAUUUGAAAGUAAUUUUUUUUAUUAAGCUGCAUACUUCCUUCAGAAUUGUAGUGGAUGCUUCACUGUUGAUUACAAAGUUGGGGUGUCAUGCUUUGCGACAGGUGUUGUUGGUAGGUGAAUUUAUUCUUCAAAGGACUGUUGGUAUUCAAGAAGUUUUCAGGUUAUGGAUGGGUGUGUAAUGCUGGCAGUUAGUUGCUAGAGGCCUAGGGUGUUGUUGAAUUUCCUGUGCUGCCUAGGUCAGUUUCCCUAUAACAAGGAAUCAUUGAGCCCCAAGUUCCAGUAAGGACCAGUUUGAGAAACUGUGCUAUAAAGGAAUAUAGGACUCAGUGACACUGAUUAUCAGGUUAGUAGUGAAAAUUUCAUUGUAUCUGUAGCAAAGAUUUUUUUUUUUGUCUCAAUGGAAUGUUUACUGUCAUAAAAAGAUGUGCAGCAUUCAAGAGACUGAGACAGGCCAGUUCAAGGCCUGUUAGGGCUACAUAAUUUAGUUCAAUCAAGGUCAGCCUGCACUACAUAGUGAGACCCUACUUAAGGGGUAAAGAAAAAAAGUUCUGUGUUACAGUUUGCUUUCAUUUUAUUUUACUUCUGUUUAUGUUGAUACAGUAAUGGCCUGAUGUUCUAAAUAAAUGAAUAUGAGGAUAUAAA
Molecule: messenger RNA, 5243 nt
Organism: Cavia porcellus (domestic guinea pig)
Lineage: Eukaryota; Metazoa; Chordata; Mammalia; Rodentia; Caviidae
Gene: Ccar1
Product: cell division cycle and apoptosis regulator 1
Exons: 25
Coding region: 180-3632 (1150 amino acids)
Biological process (GO): regulation of DNA-templated transcription
Cellular component (GO): nucleus
Source: RefSeq, a predicted model, not a curated record